Molecule: messenger RNA, 913 nt
Organism: Hibiscus syriacus
Lineage: Eukaryota; Viridiplantae; Streptophyta; Magnoliopsida; Malvales; Malvaceae
Product: bidirectional sugar transporter SWEET2a-like
Exons: 7
Coding region: 22-723 (233 amino acids)
Biological process (GO): carbohydrate transport
Cellular component (GO): membrane
Molecular function (GO): sugar transmembrane transporter activity
Source: RefSeq, a predicted model, not a curated record
GUUUUUCUUUGAUUUUCAGACAUGUCUUUAACAGUGAUAUCUUCUGUUUAUUCCAUCUGCAGUGAUGCAGCUGGGGUUGCAGGAAACAUCUUUGCUUUUGUGCUGUUCUUGUCACCUAUACCAACAUUUAGGAGAAUUAUCAGAAAUGGUUCAACAGAACAAUUCUCAGGGAUGCCAUAUAUAUAUGCUCUCCUCAACUGCUUGAUUUGUCUCUGGUAUGGUAUUCCCAUUGUUUCCCCAGGUAUCAUCCUGGUGGCAACUGUCAAUUCCAUUGGGGCAGCUUUCCAAAUGGUGUACAUCGCCAUCUUCAUUGCAUACGCCGAAAAUCCGAUGAAGUUAAAGAUGCUCGGGUUCCUGGUAUCGGUUUUCGCCUUCUUCGCUUCGAUCGUCUUCGUCAGCCUCGAGUUCUUCGACUCCCCGACACGGCAGUUGUUCGUCGGAUACUUGAGCGUCGCGUCCCUAAUCUCCAUGUUCGCCUCCCCUCUACUCAUCAUUAACCUGGUGAUCAAAAUGAGAAGCGUCGAGUACAUGCCGUUGUCGCUCUCCUUGGCGACAUUCUUGAUGAGUCUAGCUUUCUCUCUCUAUGGAAUGCUCAAGCGUGACGCUUUCAUCUACGUUCCUAAUGGAAUUGGAACAGUGCUGGGGACUGCACAAUUGGCCUUGUAUGCCUAUUUCAAGAGAGCAUCCCAAGAGGAACUAAGGCAUCCUCUGAUUGUUCCUUGAUAUAAUAUUUGUUGUCGAUAUACAGCUUCUGUUUUCCAGUUUUGAUUGGCUUAGAAAUUUGCUUUUCUUUUUUCCUCUGUUUAUUCCAGUUUGAAGAUCCUGGAAAUUCGCAUAUAUAUAUUCAUGAUUUAGAAGGAGAUCUUGUUGUAAUUUGAAUAUACAUAAUAUAAUUUAGAUAUGUAAUUAGGGA